CGCCGCUCUCCUUCUACACACCCUCUAGGCAAUCUGUUGUUGUGGUGCCGGCGCAGUGCUGAGAGCCGUGUUUUCGUUGUUGUUGUCCGCACAUGUCCCCGUCGCAGUAGAGUUCGCUCGCCGCCUCUGCCUGCCCCCACCCCCAUGGCUACUGACGCCUAUGGCAGCCCCGACGACGGGCUAGAGCUCGAGAGAAUUGCCGUUGGCCCGUAUUGCGUUGCAGACUUUGGUGUCAACGCCAGUCCCCGCCAGCAGCAGACCAGUCGCCCCGAGCCCCCGCCGCUGCCCAGGUCCGCGACCGACAGUAGCAUGGAAGACCCGAUGAUGUCGAGCGACUUUCCCUUCGGCGGUAUGCGCGGCCCUUGGCUGACCACGGCCGGCGACGAAAUGACGCUGCCCGCUCCGGCCGACGACCUCACCAGCUGGAACGAAUGGAUGCAGUACAAUCCUGCAGCCGCCCCGCAGAACCCUUCGCAGUCCCAGCCGCAGCCGCAGCCCUCCCAGAUGACCUCCGCGCCUGCUGCCGUGCCGACGUCCGCUCCCAUGUAUUCGCAACCCGGCGUGCCCUUCACCUUCGGCGGCGCGGUCGACAUGCCCGCUGCCUUUGACUUCAAUGGCAACGCGCUGAGCUCGCCCUCGGCCGCCGACUCCCAGCAGACGGGCUUCUACUCGCCGCCCAUGUGGCAGCAACAUGCCCACUCGCAGCAACAGCUCUACACGCCCUCCACGUUCGCCCAGCCCGGCCCGCCAGCUUCGACACCCAGCCUCCACCACAGCCCCAGCUCCCUCAACAAUGGCACCUCCUCGUCGCACUCCUCACCCGAGCCCGCUACUAAUCUCAAGAAGAGGAAGUCCACAGACGACAUUGACGACUUCGACGAUCCGCCUUCAAGCAAGAAGGGUGGAUCUCAGCCGCCCAAGAAGACAGCGCACAACAUGAUUGAGAAGCGCUACCGAACCAAUUUGAACGACAAAAUUGCUGCUCUGCGCGACAGUGUUCCCAGUCUACGUGUCAUGUCCCGACCUAAUGGUACCGAGGAGGACGACGACCCGGAAGACCUCGAGGGUCUCACACCGGCACACAAGCUGAACAAGGCCACUGUGCUCUCCAAGGCCACUGAGUAUAUCCGCCAUCUAGAAAAGCGCAACAAGCGCCUGACAGACGAGGUUACAACAUUAAAGGGCCGAAUUGAGAGCUACGAGAAGAUGGCCAUCUCCGGACCUAUGACCCUGCAUGGCACCGUCAGCACCCCUGACGGUAGCAGAUUCCAGGAGGAUCCAUUUGCGCACCACAUGCCAAUGUCUGGACCUCCACAAGGAAUGAUACCUGUGCCGGAAAACAUCCGCGCUCUGCAGCAAGGACUGCCACCGCAGCAGCACUACGCCCAUGCUUAUCCCCAAUACCCUGGCCAGGGCCGUCCGGUUCAAGGACCGCCCAUGGUUAACGGACGCCGAAGCAGCGCAAUGAUGGGCAAGCUCAUGGUCGGAUCUCUCGCUGGUCUGAUGAUUCUCGAAGGCAUCUCCACCAAAGAGCAGUCGCAGGACGAACCAUCUGGCCGCGGGCUCUUCGCACUUCCCAUCAACCUCGCGUCCAUUCUAUCUCCCACCACAUCUUUCGGCAGCACGACCGCACAGAUACCCAUCGCAAAGCUCCUCCUUGUCUUUGGCGCGUUCUUCUACAUCAUCGCUCCCCUGUUUGAGUCGAAGCCAAAGCAGAAGAAGAAAUCUCUCCCGGCCUUUAUGUUGGCACCUGCGCCAUCUCUCGCUUCUCCAGUUGAGGUGCGUCGCAAGGCGUGGCUUACUGCAAUCCAGACCGUUUGGGUACCCCAGCACAACUUCGUUCUCGAACUCGCAGCCCUUGCCCUGAAGAUGUUGAAACUCAGCACACGCAAGAUCAUUGGCUGGGACGGAUAUGCUUACCUCACUGGCACAACGAAGGAUCAGGAAGUUGCCCGAGUCAAGGCCUGGAACAUUGCGUUGGACGCUCAGCUUACGGGUGGCGACGCAGAGAUCAGCAAGAGCCGACUUGUACUGAGCUUGAUGGCCUCAGGAACGCUUCCAGAUACACCGGCACGACUCAUGCUCAAGGCUCUUCACAUUCGUGUACUGCUUUGGGAGUGUCCAUCUGAUACGUAUGUUGGAUGGUGGGUGAUGGACGAACUGAGCGCCAAUCUAGCUCGCAGCUAUUGGAAUGCUGCUCGCAGCGAACACCGCAUUGCCUGUAACUCGAAGACUCCGGAUGCAGAGCCGCUUCCUGACCACCUGGCCGCUCUCAUUGAAAGAGAGUGUGACGAGGUGCUUGUUGCACCAAUCAUCCAGCGCGCCUACAACCUUGCCUGGAACCGGUCUAACGCCGAGGAUACUGUCGUUGACCCUUCCAUGGACGGUGUCGUUGAGGACUUUGCCAUCAGCUCGCCGCUCGAUGCACUUGCAGCAUGGUAUUCCAGCCUUGUUUUGAACAGGGGCCUUGCUACUUACCUCGCGACGAAGAAGUCCGACUCGACUUCCGAUCUCGACCUCGCCCUUCAGACUGCACCUGCCAACUCGCAGGCUCAGAUGCGAGCUCUGGUCGCCGAUGCCGUUGUCUUCGAUGAGGACCGCGACGCACGUAUUGCCAAGGCACUGGAGGCCUUGCCUAAGCCACCGUCUUCCAAGGCAAGCGAGGCCGGUCUGAACCUCGUUGGCGACGGCACUGUUGCAGUGGAUGUUCGCAAGGCACUUACUUUGGCGAAAUGCCUUUCCCUUGUCGAGUCUUCACACCGAGGUGCACACAAGCGCGCCGUCUUUGUCGUCAACAACACGUUCCUCCCCGAAUGUACCACGACAUUACUCAGCUUUGUCGCUGGCCACAAGGUCCUUACACGCUUUAUGGAGGACGCCUCGCUGCAAGCUCAGACGAGCUCCGGUCUAGAACGCAUCGCUUCUGCGCUGCGCACAUGGGCUGGACGCGAGACUGGUCGUCGCCGUGGCCUGUCGAACAAAGCGAGAACCAAGAUCGUCGAGUACUGCCUCAAGACGAGCAAGACGCUUGUCGGGUUAGCAGACGUCGACGAUGGGUACGUGAGUGCGAGCGUGAACGACGACGAAACUUCAUCGUAAUUUUUUAUUCUUUUCGAUUUUGGAUGUAGGGACCAAGUAAGCUGUAUGGAUCACUGGCGUUAUAGGAGGCACACUUGGCUGGUACGGCUACUUUCACUUUGGGAUUGGGACUGCCCAUUGCGGCUUUGACUGUCUUUUUUUGAUUUCUGGCUGUAUAUGCACAGCGACGUAGAUACCACAAUGUCAUCUCUGCAGUCACUAUAGUGACGCUUCCACUACAAACUCAGACUGUGCGUGUGCUUCAUCUCUGCAGUCACUACAGUGGCGCUUCCACUAUAAACUCAGACUGUGCGGGUGCUUC
Molecule: messenger RNA, 3400 nt
Organism: Boeremia exigua
Lineage: Eukaryota; Fungi; Ascomycota; Dothideomycetes; Pleosporales; Didymellaceae
Exons: 2
Coding region: 145-3099 (984 amino acids)
Biological process (GO): SREBP signaling pathway; positive regulation of transcription by RNA polymerase II
Molecular function (GO): protein dimerization activity
Source: RefSeq, a predicted model, not a curated record